This is a messenger RNA of Pecten maximus, 4243 nucleotides long. RefSeq lists its product as uncharacterized. Lineage: Eukaryota; Metazoa; Mollusca; Bivalvia; Pectinida; Pectinidae. Bases 729 to 1973 code for a protein of 414 amino acids. The transcript has a single exon. The record is from RefSeq and is a predicted model, not a curated record.
AUGCAGAGCCGUUACUCGGCUAUAACCGUUCAAUUAGGUAUCAAUAUUCAUAAGCCUGUUCCGGGUCGAUUGAAAAGCCGGUUCCGCUGAAUAGAACGAUCGCUAUCAGAACGAACAAAAAGAACACAAUGGACUUCUAUGUAUUGUAUACUUCAGCUCUAGAAGUCGGACCAGCAUGAUGCACUAUUUCUGCGGGACUAUGACGCGGUCAUUUGAAUGUUUGUGUUCUACGAGGAUUAAACAACCAGUACAGAUACCAUAAAAAGGCAGUCAUGCACGGAGAAUAGAUAAACUGGUGUUGUUUGAAGAGAAAAAAGGACCUUAAAAGAUCCUGAAGAUACUUUAUUAUUGAUAAAUUUAAACCUACAUAUCUCAAACAGGGUGUUGACAGGUUUGGAUAUUCACACAGACUCUUUCGAGACUAAGAGAGCGAGCACCAGACAUGCCUUAUUAGUUUGGGGCCGAUGAAGGAUAUUAUGAGUUUCAACUCCAAAGACCGAUUCCGCAGACAGGAUGCAGUGGAUAUUAUCAUUUUCCUGCCAUUGAAGAUGUAAAACGUACAUCUCCAGAAGUUGUUAUUUUCGCCGGUUUUGUAUAUUGGAAUUAUUCUUCAGAAGUCGUAUGGCAGAAGCAAUGUUAUUUCUCAACUAGAAGGUGAGAGUUGCUUUGAAAAGCGAUAAACAAUGUGCUUUUCCAUUGGUGUAUAGUGUGUGUGUGAUAGAAAUACAAUGGAAAUCAUGACGCCUCUAGACUCCGGAGGAGGCGAUUUGUCUCAGCAAUUUGACAUUUCACCUGAUGGUUUUUCAUAUAUUCAAGGUGAGGAUACAAAAAAUAUUAAAAUAAAACAAUAUCUAUGUGUCAGGGACUCGUUACCCAAAACGGCUCUUUCUCACGUGAUUCUGAACGAAAAUAUGAGUCAGGAUCGCCAACUAGAAAGAACUAUGAGUGAUUUGACUCUCCGACAACUCAAACAGUCUAACGCGAACGAUCUGACACAAAGAACUUUUGUUGCCAUGCAGGACCGGAAACAAAAGAAAUGGAAAAGAGAUGACGAGACCCGAUUAUCAAAUAUGAACUUUCCGGUUUAUUCUGUUCCGGAAGAGAGACGCCCAAAGGAAAUGGACGUCGUAUACCGACUUCCGGAUUAUCGAGUGAAAACGAGCAAAGGACCAAGACUAAAAUCUGCUUCAGCCGGAAUCGGAAAUGGAUCCGGACCUGGAACCGGAAACGGAAAUAACAUUACAACGUCUACGCCUAGGCAGAUGAAAAUGCCUUUUGGAAUUAGCAAAGAAAAAACGGAAAUUAUAACACACAAUGAUAAGACAUUCAUGAACAAGCUACCGGAAGUGGAAGUUGUAGACCAUGGCGCGCUUAAACACUAUGACAAUUACCGAGGCAAGACAAUGCUUGAAUCGGGUACACCGUCAAGAGAUAUGCGUUUCAAGCGUUUGGAAAAUCUCCUUAACCCAGCAUUUUUAAAACAAACCGACCAAUAUAAUGAACAAAAUGUCAAGUCUAAAAGUCGGCUUUCUAAAUACUCCGGUAUGGCUUUGGACGAUAAGGAAAAAACGGACGAGGAAAAACAUCUAAAUGAUCAACUAUUUGCAGAAAAUAGUUUCGUAGCGCCCUCUAUUGCGCCUUCUGUCGACGCAUCUGUAGUGCCCUCAAUGCUAGGAGAUUUUGCUCAAACCGUAUGUCUUUCAGCUCCCCCGUCAGUGGUUCAAAUGCCACAAAGCAGAGCAACUGAGCAUGCGUGGAUGAUAACAAGAUUAAAUACGACAUCCGAUUUCAACGCCAAGCCUGCCUCAUCACGCAGUAGACUUGCUCAAGAUCAGAAAAUGGAAAAUGCGAAGAAACGUGUGAAAAGGAGCGUGGAAAUAUUGGAAUCUUUUAGAAAUGGCGAUGUUAACAAACUUGCAAAAAGUCUUGCCCGCGAUAAAAAACAAAGAACAGGACAAAAACAGAAUCACUGAACCGUGCAAUAAACAAUACAAAGUAAUCCAUUAAGAAGAAGUGUUGAACAUAAUGUGUGUUUAUACAGAUUGCCUUAUGUAUGAAUCUUCGUGUUUCAAGUUUCAAAUGUGAUAUUGUUAUGUUUCCAUGGAUAUUACCUUCAAGGAAAUUCACAGCUUCUGAAUAUAUAUUAUUGAUUAUAUCCAUCCAAAGCGGAUCUAUACUCGUGAAUUUCCGGAAUUUUUUUUGUGAUUGCCGGAAAGUUCCGAAUGAUUUUCAAUUCACAUUUUUGAAUAUGACAUCCGAUACGACUUAUUUUCAGGUAAAAUUAAUAUUUCUUUCUAUCACCUCGGGGUGUAAGAUUCAAAGCCUCAAAUAAACUUGAACAAUAAUGAUUCAUUAUUUUGUGAAAAUAAAUUCAAAUUUCUCUUACUCAUCCGGUGUACAUCUCUGGAUGCUAAUCAAUGUUUAUCAAAAUGAAAAUUAAAAAGUUUCAAAUAUGUAAGGUAAGGUUUGAUAAAUAAUGGUAUCGGUAUAUUAACAAAACCAUAUACGAUAUUUAUAAUAGUCGAUAUUAACAAAACAAGUAUAUCAUGUUACAGGGUCUAGGUGUACUUUUCAUAACUUCGAGUUCAUUCUAGAGUGUUACUUCGUCACAGUAACGCGUACCAUAGCAGGCCCCCAAUAGACCGGUGUUUCUAAGUUAAGAGUCGGUGUCUGGUGUCACAGGUCCGGAUAGAAAACCUAAAAACCCUUGGGUCGGUGUUGGAAAUGAAGUUUACUCAACAAAAACGUAUUCAUCUUUAACGGUUGUUACAUAAAAUUAAUUAAACAUUAUAUUACUCCUAAUUCUCAUCUAAUGUAAUAAAUAGUAUCUAUGUCCGUUUUACAUAUUGAUUUGAAUGAUUUAAUCAUGUAAAAAAAAAAAAUUAAAUAUCCGAAACGGGAAAAAUCUGCAUAUGCUAACCAUGCUUUAGAACACGUAGAUCCCAGAUGUGUAUUGUAUAUUGAUUAUAUCUAUAUAGGCAUAAUGAAUAAUAUAUUUACGACUGGGGAAACUCCUGAUUAACUACAGUCGGUGUUCAUUAGAGGUAAAAUAUAUCACGCAUCAAAAAUAUCUUAAUUAAAAACGUUAAUUAAGAGUACAAUCUGUUGUGUUUAAGCGAAACUACUGAACGAUUCCUCUACUUUAAAUCAAUAACUUCAAAAGGAAUGUCCCUUUCAUAAAAGUGGCAACAGAGAAAGAAAAAUACUUUAAAACUAUGAAACUAUUCACAAUUCCUCUAAUUUAAAUAAAUUAUUUCAGAAGGAAUGUCCCUUUACUAAAAGUGGCAACAAGGAAAGAAAAAAUACAUUAAAACUAUAAAAAAUGGUGAAAAUAAUGUUUAAUGUAAUCCAAUGCGGCGUAUUACUGGAUAUAUUGAUAUUUAGUGAAGAAAACAUUCAAAAACCGUCACCGAAAGUUCCUUUUUGCAUAAAACUGACAUCUCAACUAAUUCCAGACACUUGAAUUUCGGAUAAGGGAUCUCCGGUUUUCCGAAUAUCCGUAAAGCGGUAAUCGAUGUAAUUGUUUAAUGCUAACUCAUAUAGAUAUCAAAUUUACUUCUAGGCAUAAGUGUUUUAGGGGGUCGUCAUUUGAUGUUUACAAAAAUGGUGAAAUAUCUUAAAGUUGUUUACUCUGGUCCUAAAUACCGCAAUUACUGUGAGAUGAGAUCAUAAAUACAUAUGAAAUCAAGGUAAAACACCUUUACCGAAUAGACUUUUAAAAACAUAUUUGUAAUCACUUCCUACAGGUAAAAAUUGUUUUGUUUUGAAUCUUAAUUUUUAAAAAGACCAUAAUCCGCGGAACCCGGUAUCUUGGAUAAUACCGAUCUCGGACUCUGAAAAAGUAUGAGAAAACCUGCGAUUGAAGUUAUACUUUACAAAAAAUGUAUACUGUUUUUGUUGUUGUGUUUAUUUUAUAUAUAUCUGUUUGUUGUUUACCUAUAUUCUGUGUUCUAUAUGUGAUGAUUGGCUGACGUUUCUGUUAUCGAUUUCCCCCCUGAAAUUGAUUACUAAAAGAAGUUGAAAUGUAUUCACGGCGUAAUGACAAAUCAAAAGAUUCGUAUAUCCUCGGGAUUUUCCGGAAAUGCGUGCCGAAAAGCCUAAGAAUGUGAAAUUUGGUUUAUAUGUGCCUGUUAAAUUAGACGGAAUUUAAAAAAUGUUUCAGUUAUGGUUAGUUUAAUGCUGACAUGAUACCUGAAAAUUAUUGAAGAUAUUCUCUGAUCCAUCGAAACUGUAAUAAACAAAC